CGCAGUCGCGAUCUGUGUCCCUCCAUCAUCAUGGUCGAAGUCGCGCCUUUUGAGUAUACCCAGUCUGACACAGUCGAGGUUUUGGCCGCUGCAUCUGUCCAGGUCCCAGAGACAUCGGUAGAAGACGCCACGGUUGAAGGAGACGACGAGCCCCAGAACUCACUUACCAGAAAGUUCACUGAGGACGAAUGGAGCGGUGUAAGGGCACUUCGGGAGGGGCUUCUAGACAUCCUCGCGCAGGCGUACCCCGAUCGGGAGGACCAAAUGGUUUCCGUUACCCUCUGGGGUGUGAGCAUCGACCCUGCUAAGACAAAGGAUGCGCGUGUGAGCGUGCUCCUCGUAAAGUUCCUGCGUGCUCGGGACUUGAAUGUGGACGAAGCCAAGAAGAUGCUCAUUGAGACGCUUCGGUGGAGGAAAGAGUUCAAGAUUGAAGAGGCGAUGGAAGAAAAGUUCCCAGAGGAUACCUUCGCUCCACUGGGUCGGAUGUAUGGGCGCGACAAGGAGGGUCGCCCCGUUGUGUACAACCUAUAUGGCGCCAAUAAAGACCUCGAUGCCGUGUUUGGCGACGUCGAACGGUUUCUCCGUUGGCGUGUCGCCUUUAUGGAGAGGAGCAUCGAGCUGCUCGACUUCGAGAACGUCGACCAAAUGGUCCAGAUACACGAUUACGACGGCGUUAGCAUGAUGUCGAGAACGCCUGGACAGAAGGCCGCUGCGUCCCGCGCAUCUGCGCUUUUCCAGAACUAUUAUCCUGAGCUACUUUUCCGCAAGUUCUUUGUUAAUGUUCCUAGCUUGAUGGCCUGGAUCUUCUGGAUGUUCAAGCCUUUCAUCUCAGCUAAGACUUUAGAGAAGUUUAGCAUGGUCGGGACUGGUCCCAAGACAAUCGGCGUUGUCCUGCUGCCAGUCAUCGAGGCGAAACAGCUGCCCAAACGUUACGGCGGAGAAGCAGAUGACUUAGCCUGA
Messenger RNA from Laetiporus sulphureus 93-53, 960 nucleotides. Its product is annotated as CRAL/TRIO domain-containing protein. Gene Ontology annotation, biological process: Golgi to plasma membrane protein transport; regulation of exocytosis. Gene Ontology annotation, molecular function: phosphatidylinositol transfer activity. The transcript has 8 exons. Gene Ontology annotation, cellular component: plasma membrane; cytosol; cortical endoplasmic reticulum. Bases 31 to 960 code for a protein of 309 amino acids. Lineage: Eukaryota; Fungi; Basidiomycota; Agaricomycetes; Polyporales; Laetiporaceae. The record is from RefSeq and is a predicted model, not a curated record.